Messenger RNA from Bemisia tabaci, 1599 nucleotides. Lineage: Eukaryota; Metazoa; Arthropoda; Insecta; Hemiptera; Aleyrodidae. The record is from RefSeq and is a predicted model, not a curated record.
UGGUUAAGGUACUUGUGAAGCAGUGUUCUCGUGGGAGGGCUCAGAAAAUUGGUUUUAAGUAAAUUUCUCCUUCUUUUAUAAUUGAUUGCGUUUUCAUUUCAGGCUUUUCUGGAUCAUCGUUUGUCUUUUUUCAAUAUACAGUACAAGGAAUUUGGUCAUAUCUAACUGGAGAGCUUUUCAAAAUAAUGCUGUCAGCUUUGUGUCAGAUACAAGUUACUUGACUUGGGACACCGACUUUGUCACUGUAUCUGUGUGUGAGGCAGAAUCUCUGGAUAAGAUAGACAUGGAGGGCCAACGGUUGUUUGGUGAGACACGCAACACAUACUUGGAUGGACUCAUCUCUAGUCUUGCAUUCUUUGAUGGUAAUUGUCGCACUUGCAUAUCUCAAUGCUCCACGGGAGAGUUGAAUUGUUCAAUUAUCGACAUUGAAACAAUUGUGAAAGAGGUAAGAACCCCCUGUGAAAAACUGAUGGGCAAUUGUUUUUGGAGUGGAACAGAGUUUGAAUGCUGUGAUGAAUUUCUACCGCUUCAAACAGAGUUGGGUACAUGCUUCACAAUCAACUCUAUACACACCAAUAGACCCAAAGGCACAAAGCUCAAGAUGACAUCGAACCGGACAAAAGGACCCGGCAAGCUAACUUUCGAAGUUUCAGAGGCUGCAAACGUAAGAUUCUUAUUAUACAACUUAUGUGAUGUGUGGGAGCAGAUUUUUCUGCACGGGCGAGACGACGUGCCGUUUAUAAAUCAUCCUCAAGAGGCCAAAGUUUCGAUUGACUGGGGAAGCGUUUUGAGGAUAUCAUUUCAAGUGAAAGAGAUAGUAAAUGACCCAAUACUCGAUCAAGUGUCAAUUGAACAAAGACGAUGUCGCAUGGAACAUGAGAACAACUUGGAGGUCUACAAAUUCUAUAGCUUCUCUACGUGUGUCGUCAACUGCAGGGCAUACGCGCAAAGAGAUCUCUGCAAUUGCACUCAGCAUUUUAUGCCACCCCUUCAAGGGGUGGCUACUUGCGACAUUCACGGAUUGGAAUGUUUAACUAAAAAUUCAGUGAUUCUGCUUGGAUUGAAAUCAGAAAACUACAGCAAGGAGGGUUUAGAGUGUCACUGUAUGCCCAGUUGUUCUGAAUCUGAAAUCACAAUGGUCUCUACAAGCAUUACUCUCAACUCAGAUGUGCAAGACGAAAGUGCCUUUGGUUCAAAAGUUACCAUUAAAAUGGAGGCUUUGCCGUCCGAGAGAUAUAAACGCGACGUAGUUCGAUCUCGCUUGGAUUUGAUUGUUUCAGUCGGAGGAACAGCGGGGUUAUUCUCGGGAGCAAGUGUUGUGACUUUAGUUGAGCUGUUUUGUUUUUUUUGUCUUCGUCGUACCAAGAGAGAUUCACUCCGAUCAGGUGGGGUCAAGGCUGUCACUGAAUCAAAACAGAGAUGAGCAUGACAAUUUAGUCUUUAGAUAAUCUAGGUAAUCCUUUGCAUAAUCUCUCAAUAGACCCGCAAUUUGCACGUCAAGUACCUUUUUCAACCUUACUUGCUAGGUUGUUUUUACGUGUUAAUUAUUCAGGGGAGAGGAAGUAUGGGUGAUGAAUCAAUUGGACGUAUUUCUAUCGA